This is a messenger RNA of Sesamum indicum (sesame), 1218 nucleotides long. RefSeq names its product SNARE associated Golgi protein family. The record is from RefSeq and is a predicted model, not a curated record. NCBI's taxonomy places the organism in Eukaryota, Viridiplantae, Streptophyta, Magnoliopsida, Lamiales, Pedaliaceae. Gene Ontology annotation, cellular component: membrane.
GAAAAAUCCUCAUUGGCUCCGCCAGGGAUACACGGCACUGCACUCCAACACGCACAAUCGCGCACUGAUCGGAACAAGACUAGAAGAGGGAAGCAGGACAAUGGGAAUGGCGGGCAGCCGGUGGGCGGCAGCGGUGGCGGUGGUUGCAUUGGCCGGAGCGGUGAUUAUGAGGAACCAACUGGGGAAGCAACUUGGAUGGGAUAAUGGGAAGAACUCCGACGUGAUGCAGUGGCUGAGAGGGAUGUCCGAUCGUUUGGGGUUUUGGGCGAUUCCCGCCUACGUCGCAGUCCACACAGUCACUCUUGCGCUGUGCUUGCCGUACGCCGUUUUCUUUGAGGCCGGCGCUUCUCUGCUCUUUGGAUUCUUGCCGGCCCUCUUGUGUGUCUUCUCGGCCAAGGUCCUCGGAGCCUCCCUCUCCUUCUGGAUCGGCAGGCUUGUCUUCAGAAGUUCUGGCUCUGCUGCUCAAUGGGUGAAGAAAAAUAAGUACUUUCACCUGCUAUCAAGGGGGGUCGAGCGAGAUGGUUGGAAAUUCGUUCUGCUUGCUCGCUUCUCACCUGUACCGUCCUACGUCAUAAAUUAUGCAUUGGCUGCUACAAAUGUUGGGUUUCUUGUGGACUUCUUACUUCCAACAGUAAUUGGCUGCCUACCAAUGAUCUUGCAAAACACUUCAAUUGGCAGCCUUGCCAGUGCUGCUGUAGCUUCAGCAUCUGGCUCCCAGAGAUCUCAGGUUUGGUCAUAUGUCUUUCCCCUUCUUGGGAUCUCAUCCAGUAUUCUUAUCUCUCUGAGGAUCAAAAAGUAUUCCACUGAUAUCGCAUUUUCUGAUGAUUCUUCAAAUGGCCUCAUAAAUGAACCCGUUGAUGCCAAGCAACCAACCCAAAAGCUGUCAAGUGGGAAAAGAAACAAGGGGCGGAAGAAAAACUAAAAAUUAACUGAAAUUCCUAAUUUCUUGUGAGUUAUGGUCAAUUUUUUCAUCACCAUUCUCUAUAUUGUCAUGAUUUUCUGCCUCUCUUUCCAUGACAUUUUCAUAUACACGAUGAAUCUGUACUGGACAAUGAGGCAAUAGGAGAUUAGACUCAAAAGUGUAUUGUUCGAAGAAACGGGCGAUGUAGCUGUGGGACAUUCUUCUUCUGUUUUAUCCCUUUUCUUUUAUCAAUCGUACACUUAGAUCCCAAUGUUCAUUGCUUCUGGAAUGAGUAGCAUAUCUGAAGGGAUUGUUCA